AUGCCCGCAGCUGCUUCAGCUACAACGAACCCCCCUGCACUGACGCUUCCAUCUGAUCAUGGCAUCUUUGGCCGAGGGAGCGACUCAGCUCUGCCAAACGCCUCGAGCAGUGCCACAUCAUCUUCCAGGACGAUACGCUCGCCCAGUAGUCUCUCGGCAGUGGCACAAGGAAAGCAAAGAUCGACAGAGCCAACGAAUCUCCUUGAUGAGAUCAUGGCCAAGUCAGCUGUAGUACCGAAACGCUCGAUGCUGCAGCAGCGACUAUCAGCGACGGCCGAGCCGUCGACAUCCUCCGGGACGGCAGCCUUGAGACAGAGAUCUCGAUCGCCAAGCACGCCUUUGUUCGACAAAGCGACGAGUCCUGCGCUUAGCGCGCCGAGCUCAACCGCUAGCGAGAAGCCUCUGUCAGAAGAGCAUAAGCAGGCUCUCGUCCGUCCACAUAGUAUCAGCGACAAGCAACUGCGUAGUCUCGUUCGCGCCAUUCAAAAAUGGGGCCCUCUGGAAUUACGCUACGACAAAGUCGCGCGAGAGGCAGACUGUACGCUGCAGGAUCCGAUCGUGCUUACGAGCGCAAUCGAUGGAUUCCUCGAGGAAUGUCGCAAGGCUGUCAAGGCACAUAUGGCCAAGAUAGACGCAAUGUUCGAAGCAAAAUCGCCUGGUCUUGCUGUCUUUCGCGCAAAGAUCGUCCACCCACAGGUUGCAGGUAUGACCAAAGUCAAUGCUGAAGCCUGUCUGCUACGCGUUGAGGAUCUCGGCAGGCUUCACCAAAGGAUUCGUUCGCUCGAGCGUCCGUCCGGCUUUACCAUCACUGAUCCGCCAGUGCGUCAGACCUACAAGUGGGACUGCGAUUGGACGCCAGAAGACGAUCGACAAUUGCUCAUUGGUGUCAACAGACAUGGUUUUGGCGAAUGGCAUGCAAUUCGAGACGAUCCAGAGCUCAAUUUGAAGGACAAACUCUUCUUUGCCAAGGCGGGGGCGCGUCAGAUAGACGAGGCCAAUGCUGUCAGCCAACCCGGAUUCUAUCUUCCUACUGUAGUGCUGGCCCACCGUCUCGAAUUAUCGCCGCCGCCUGACGAUCCUGUGCUUGAAAUGCGUCCCGCUCUAUCACAAGCGCCAGGGAUUGCUAGCUCGGCUCCCUCUCGUGCCCAGUCUGUCGUCGCGAUGGAGAGCUCACCCGCUGCUAGCCCAAAGCCGAGGAACGCUAUUGCAAAGAACCUCCUGCCCAACGAGAGCGCCAUUUCGCUUCGUGCCGACUUUUUGCUCAAGCAUCUGCGCGAUCCCGUUGUCGAAGUCAAGGAGACGCCAACGAAGAAGCGCAAAGCGAAGGACCCGGAAAGAGAUCCCAAAGGUUCGCAUAGAAAGAAGAGAGCGCUUCUCAAGGAUGUCGUCUUGAGCGGCGAGGAGGCACUUCUCAAGCCAAUCAAACCUCAGCUACAGCAGCUCUGGUCGGCUUCGAAUUUUGAUCGAGAAGCAAGAGUUGCACGGAUCCGAGAGCUACUGCUGCCCAUAGGCACGCACAUUGCAGCUUUGCGCAACGUAGACUCGGCUCCGCUCUGGAGCGCCGCCGCUCGCUACUUCUCCCAUUCGCCCAUCACGGGCAGUCAGCUCGAGGAACUCUUCACGUUUGCACAUGACCGGCUUGCGCCAAAACAAAGUUCAUUUUCUGAAGCAGCUGCACCUCAGAUGCCGACGCCACCCGCGGCCGAUGUCGCGCCUGGCCAGAUUGAGAGUCAGAGCCUGCAAAGACCGAAGCGCACGGACCUGUUGCGAGUACCCCGCCUUUACGAAACUUCCAAGCUCAAGACAAAGACUCUUCACUCACACUCAAAGAUGAAGUUCACUGCCGUCGCUCUCCUUGCUGGUGCCGCCGCCGCCGUCUCGGCCACGACGCCUACCCAGCUCAUCAACCAGCUCAACGUUGUCACGACGGAUGCACAAAAGCUGAACACCUCGUUGGCUGCCACUACCUUCACCUACAGCUCCGCAUACGCCAUCCACACCGCGGCUCUCCAGACCAUCAAGGAUAUCAACAACGCUACCUCUCUGUGCAACAGCACCACUGGCUUCACCCCCGCCAACAGCGUCACCGUCAUCAACACGGUUGCCAACAACAUCACGCCCCCCACCAAGGCUGCCCUGACAUCUUUGAUCAACAAGAAGUCGCAAUUCGACAGCUUCAAGCUCGGCUCGCUCGCCAAGCAAGACAUCAACAACCUCAAGAACUCGACCGACAACCUUGCAGCAUGCAUUGUCAACCAAGUCAUCGGUGCCACCGUCACGCCGCUCGACACCGCCUUUGCUCAGGCAGCAGCUGCCUACGCGUCCGAAGCCUAG
Messenger RNA from Mixia osmundae IAM 14324, 2334 nucleotides. RefSeq lists its product as uncharacterized. The record is from RefSeq and is a predicted model, not a curated record. The transcript is spliced from 6 exons. Gene Ontology annotation, cellular component: chromatin; nucleus. NCBI's taxonomy places the organism in Eukaryota, Fungi, Basidiomycota, Mixiomycetes, Mixiales, Mixiaceae. Gene Ontology annotation, molecular function: ATP-dependent chromatin remodeler activity; DNA binding; chromatin binding. Bases 1 to 2334 code for a protein of 777 amino acids. Gene Ontology annotation, biological process: nucleosome organization; regulation of transcription by RNA polymerase II.